CGUCCAUUUUUUUGGGUUCAUCCAAGUGACAGCGGUUUCCUUUUCGGGGAAAUUUUGCAUCCAGUUUCCAUCCAUCUAGUUUUUCUGUCCAGCUGUCUAAAAUUGGGUGUGCAGAGACUAGGUUGAUCUGUGACAAUAAUAUAUAACCAACGGAGAAGUAUGUAUUCGCCGAAUACCAGCAGCAAUACGACGACGAGUUCAGGAUAUACGACGAAUGCAGCAACACCAUCCAAAAAACGAUCCAAAAACCUUGCUCGAGAACUGGACCACCUCGUCAAUUACAAUGGCAAACGAGCCAAGCGUGAUUUACCUAAAUGUCCGGUGUGCCAGCAACGCAUCGAUAUCGACCAUUGGGCCGCCCAUUACCAGUAUGAACUCUCUCGACUGAACGAACCGACGUCGGAAGUAUUCUCGGAUCCUUUAGAUAAAACGAAAGGGAAGCGGGGUGCGGCUGUGCAUGCCCGGCAACAGCUGGGACGAUGGACCGGCAAGAAGAAGACAAGUUCCGUGUAUGAGGAGACCCUGGAAAAGAUUCAGAAAAAUCGCGCAAGUCGCAAAGAAGCAAUCAAACGCAUGGACGCCCCUCGAACCGUCGAAGAAGCCUUUACAGCCGACGAUGAGUCGUUUGCCCUAAGUCAAGCCAUGUUGGAGGAUACAGCUGUGCAGACGUGCUUUAUUUGCAACGAGACGUUGCAUGGCGAUUCGGAAGCGGUCAAUUUACACAUUGAUCAUUGUCUGGCGAAUAUGGGGAACGAAGCCUCUACAGAGACCGAGCAAACGAGUGCGAGUAUGCAAUCAUCUGUGUCGCCGCCGCCGGCGGAGAAUGGCUGGGAAGAGUAUGAAUGGGCUGGACAACGACGUGUACGUGCGACGGCCAUGAUGGAAGGCGGGUACGGCGGUGCCGGUUUUGCCACUACCAGUAAAGGAGACGACGUGGAUGAAGACCUGGAUGUGGAAGAGGAUGAUGACGACCAGUACGGCGGAACCCAGUAUACGGAACGAGAUAUCGUUGUGAACGAUGAGAAUGAGAACGAAGAGGUUUUGGCUCUGCGAGAAAUGGUGACGAGCGGAGUGACCAGUGGUGUGGCAAGAAGUGCGGCAGCAGUGGUAGGUUCCGAAGAAACCGAUUCUGUUCGCAGCGGGUUCGAAGAAACGGUGUCGGAUAUUGGCUGGGAAAGACAUUUAGCCCGUGAAACUGUCCUCGACAGCGGAGGUCAUGCAGGUUCUCGUCUGGUCAUUGAGUCGCUGAAAUCACGUAUCCAUCAAUUGGAAGCUGCAUCGCGAUCGGCUCCUCGUUGUUUAAUAUGCCUAGAGCCUUACAAAACACCCGUGGUCUCAAUUGUAUGCUGGCACGUCCAUUGUGAACAAUGUUGGCUGCAAACCUUAGGGUCGAAAAAGUUAUGCCCACAAUGUCAAAAGAUCACCACCCCUGCCGAUCUUCGUCGUAUUUAUUUGUAAAACUUUCCCCUUUUUUUUCUCUGUUCUACUUUAUCAUUUUUCUGUACAUUAUUCACAUCAAGUUCCUUGUUUUUCUCCUUUUUUUUCUUUGUUCCAAAAUCUGUAAUAUAUUACUGCGCAAAGACGAUACCAAUAGAAUUGAAUUUUUUCCAAUU
Radiomyces spectabilis is the source of this 1613-nucleotide messenger RNA. RefSeq lists its product as uncharacterized. The record is from RefSeq and is a predicted model, not a curated record. Gene Ontology annotation, biological process: protein ubiquitination. NCBI's taxonomy places the organism in Eukaryota, Fungi, Mucoromycota, Mucoromycetes, Mucorales, Radiomycetaceae. Gene Ontology annotation, molecular function: ubiquitin protein ligase activity; metal ion binding. Bases 160 to 1458 code for a protein of 432 amino acids. The transcript is spliced from 6 exons.